UUUUUCCGGGGCAGUGGGGACUGCUAGAAAGAGAGAGCUGUCGUCAGAAAUUGGAAGACUACACACUAGUCAACAUUCUAGGUUGGUAUUCUUCCAAUGCUGCCAUUAUAAAGGUUUUAUUUUUUUAUUCGUGAAAACUUGCAAAGAAAUGGAAAUUCUUUUUUUAAAGUUUAUUUUCAUCAUCCUCUUAUUGCUUUUCUUCGCUGGACUCUCAUGUGAAACUGAUAUCUUCACCUCAUCCACCAAUCUUAGUGAUGGUAGAACCUUAGUUUCUAGUGAUGAAAGCUUUGAACUGGGCUUCUUCAGUUCAGGAAGCUCUGCCAAGAGCCGUUACUUGGGAAUUUGGUACAAGAAUAUCCCAAUUCAAACUGUUGUUUGGGUUGCAAACAGGUGCGACCCGAUAAAUGACACAUCUGGUGUUCUGAUGAUAAACAGCACAGGCAAUCUGGUACUCCUCAGUCAAAGCAGGGGUGUUGUUUGGGCAUCAAAUUCAAAGAUAGAAGCUCAAAACCCGGUAGUGCAGCUCCUGGAUUCUGGAAAUCUUGUUCUAAAGGAUAGUAUUGCCGGUAAGUCAGAAAUACUUUUGUGGCAAAGCUUUGACUAUCCAGCUGAUACUUUGUUGCCAGAGAUGAAACUUGGAUGGGACUUAAGGACUGGUCUUAAUCGACAAUUAUCGGCAUGGAAGUCCCCAGAUGAUCCAUGCCCUGGAGACUUAAUUUAUGGGGUAUUGCCAUAUAAUAAUCCUGAUACAGUUCUUUGGAAAGGCUCGCAGAGAUACUAUCGGUCAGGCCCCUGGAAUGGCAUUGGAAUGAGUGGUUUACCCCAAUUGAGGCCAAAUCCGUGGUUUACGGUCAACUUAGUCUCAAAUGAAGAGGAGGUUUACUACAUUUUUCACCUCAACAAAAAAUCAGCAAUCACAAGGCUUAUUGUGAACCAAACUACCAGUAGGGGGGAACGCUAUUUGUGGAAUGAAUACACUAGGACUUGGACAGUGUCCAACCAUUUUCCAUGGGAUGACUGUGACAUCUAUGGGACUUGUGGGGCAUAUGGGAGUUGUGUCAUUACAGCACUACCGCCUUGUCAAUGUUUAAGAGAUUUCAAGCCGAAAUCACAAGAAGAAAGCUCAGUGGACUGGCAUCAGGGAUGUGUGCGCAAUAAACCUUUAGAUUGCCAUACAGGUGAUGGAUUUAUCAAAGUUGGUGGUCUGAAACUGCCAGAUACUGCACAUUCUUGGGUGAAUAAGAGUAUGAACCUCAAGGAGUGCAGGGCUAAAUGCUUAGAGAAUUGUUCUUGUAUGGCCUAUACAACCUUGAAUAUUAAAGAAUCCAGCGGUUGUGCAAUUUGGUUUGAUGAUCUAAUUGAUCUUAAACUGGUCCAAUCUUCUGGACAAGAUUUAUAUGUUCGAGUGGCUGCUUCUGAUUCAGACCAUGAAGAGACAAAAGGCAAGACUAAAAUGAUGGCAGGACUGAUAAUUGUAGCUGUCAUUCUUGUAGUUACUGGUGUUUUUGUAAUCACCUACUACAUUCGAAGGAGCCAUCGGAACAUAGAAGGGAGAGAAAAUGGCUGCAGUGAUGAAAGGCAAAUUGAAGAUAUGGAACUCCCAUUGUUUGAGGUAGCUUUAAUAUCAAAUGCCACCAAUAACUUCUCUUCAAACAAUAAGCUUGGAGAAGGUGGCUUUGGGCCUGUAUACAAGGGUACUCUGCCAGAUGGAAAAGAAAUUGCUGUGAAGAGGCUCUCAAGAAGCUCUGGACAAGGAAUAGUUGAGUUUAAGAAUGAAGUAGCACUUAUAGCCAAACUUCAACAUCGAAAUCUUGUAAAGCUUCUAGGAUGCUGCAUUCAAGGGGAGGAGAAAAUGCUAAUUUAUGAAUAUAUGCCCAAUAAAAGUUUGGACUGCUUCAUUUUUGAUCGUACAAGAAGGAAUCUAUUAGACUGGCCAAAGCGUUUUCACAUUAUUUGUGGAAUUGCUAGAGGACUUGUCUAUCUACACCAAGAUUCUCGAUUGCGGAUCAUUCAUAGAGAUCUCAAAGUAAGCAAUGUUUUGCUUGAUAGUGAAAUGAACCCCAAAAUUUCUGACUUUGGCAUGGCUAGAGCAUUUGGAGGAGAACAAUUUGAGGGGAACACAAAGAGAGUAGUUGGAACCUAUGGUUAUAUGGCGCCAGAAUAUGCCAUUGAUGGGAAAUUCUCAGUAAAAUCUGAUGUUUUCAGCUUUGGUAUAUUGUUGUUGGAGAUAAUAAGUGGGAAGAAGAAUAAAGGGUUUUACCAUCUCAAUGACAACCUUAACAUUAUUGGACAUGCUUGGAGAUUGUGGAAAGAAGGAAAUGCUUCAGAAUUGAUUGAUUCAUUUGUGCAAGAAUCUUGCACUCUAUCAGAAAUAUUAAGGUGCAUCCACAUUAGUCUCUUAUGUGUUCAACAACAUCCUGAGGACAGGCCGACUAUGUCAUCUGUGGUUUUAAUGCUGGGUGGUGAGACUGCACUGGUAAAACCCAAAGAACCUGGUUUCCUUUUUGACAAGAAAUCACUUGAAACAAAUUCUUCAGCCAGCAAGCCUGAAUCAUCUUCAACAAAUGAACUUAGCCAUUCAGUGUUGGAGCCUCGAUAAAGAUCUUUCAGGGUUGUAGUGGACCUUUGGCAGUGGUGACUGGGACUAGCUAGCUUCAGCCCUAAUAUAACGGCAUAGCAAGCUCUGGUAUAUGGGUCUUUGAUGCUUCUUGUGUGUAGGAGUUAGAAUUCUCAUUGCACUUGGAAGUAAAGCAAAUCGACUAGUGGUUGCUAUUGUCUUGUAUGUAGGAGUUAGAAUUCUCAUUGCCUUUGGAAGUCAAGCAAAUCGAUUCGUGGUUGCUGCUGGUUACAUCAUUCUGAAUUGCUUUAUAUGCAUCUUGUUAUUUAGAGUACAUCUAUGGAAUUCAUAAGCCCAGUCCCGAACAUCCAAUGGAUAUUUAGAUUACAUUGCUUUUAUGGGACAAAUAUAGGAUUCAAGUCUUA
Messenger RNA from Rubroshorea leprosula, 2982 nucleotides. Lineage: Eukaryota; Viridiplantae; Streptophyta; Magnoliopsida; Malvales; Dipterocarpaceae. The record is from the annotation of a GenBank genome assembly.